Molecule: messenger RNA, 2577 nt
Organism: Hyalella azteca
Lineage: Eukaryota; Metazoa; Arthropoda; Malacostraca; Amphipoda; Hyalellidae
Product: nose resistant to fluoxetine protein 6
Exons: 18
Coding region: 268-2577 (769 amino acids)
Source: RefSeq, a predicted model, not a curated record
UUCAAUUUUGUAUCAAAUACCCAUCGCAAAAGACAGCGGAUAUUCGAAGCCAUCAGCUCGUCCACUGAGCAAAUGCGUGGGCCUCGCUCGCAUUGAUGAUCCAUUAAGCCUAAUUCUUUAGUCCUGCUCAUUAAGGCACGGCCUUCAACCCUUGCCCAUGAAACCUACUCAUUAGUCCUGCCAUUCAACCCAUGCCCAUUAAUACUGCGUAUUAAUCCUGCAAAUUAGCACUGCUCAUUAGUCCUGCCCAUUAAGGCGGCCGCGGCGAUGGACGCAAACGUCGUCCUCGUUGUCCUGCUGCUUGGGUGCGUCGGAGCCCUGCAUGCCAGUCAAGAUGUCCGCGACUUCCUAAGUGCGCAAGAACUUGAAUAUAUGCAUAAAAGCAACCACAGCGCGGAGUCGGCCGCACCUUACCGCCCACGAUCGUUCCUGAUGAACCAAGACUCCAUCAGAGAAACUUUCAACAAAAUCUACCAAUAUUACCUGCCCAUUCCUGAGAGCCUUAGUCCCAACCACGGCCUGAGGCCGGCGGCGAACCUGACGAAGGAGUGCGCGCGGGACGUGGCCGCCGUCUACGCGGCCUUCCAGACGUCGCGGCCAGGGCUUCGUCCUGACCAGAACCUGCGAGUCUGGGCGGUGCAAAUGAUGGACGCCUGGGGCAAGGCUGAGGACGGCGUGCUGAGCGGCAACGGCCGCUGGCUGGGCUUCUUCGAUCAGUGCUUGGCAUCCACGGGCGUCUCUCAAGACGUCCCUGAUGACCUCACCACCGACGUCUCCACAGACGUCGACGUUACCACCGACGUUUCUAGAAACGUGGUCGUCAACGUGACGUUCAGAGGACAGUACUGCAUCGUCACGGCGCUACCGUCCAAGACGUCGCUGCUGAAGGGCCUACUGCCGGUGCAGUACGCGACCUGCAUGCCUUCGUCCUGCACCGAGCAGGAGUUGGAGGUGAGUGACCUGCAUCCCUUCGUCCUGCACCGAGCAGGAGUUGGAGCGUCUAGUUUGGACACCAUACGUGCGGCGCUGCUCUGCUUGAAGCAUCAGCCAGCUGCUGUGCUGCUGCUGAUGGUCCUGCCUGUGGUGGCCGCCACUGUCGCUCACCUCGCCACGGGUCGCUUGCCGGCGUACGUGAAGGCGUUCUCCCUGAAGGAGAACCUGAAGAAGCUGGCGGCAACCGCAAACAUCUACGCGCGUAGAGACAUCACUGCUCUGCACGGCAUCAGGGUGAUGUCGAUAGCCUGGGUCAUCCUGGGUCACCACUACACGCUUGCGUCUAACGUCACGCAGAACAUACUCACCAUACCUCGGAUGACGGAGCCCUGGACCUUCCAAAUGGUGUGGGCUGCCAACUACGCCGUAGACACUUUCUUCACUCUCAGUGGCCUGCUCACCACCAUGGCCAUCAUGAAGACAAACUUCUGCCUGCGUCCAAGUGCAUCCCUGCUGGAAGCCAAGCCUAACUCGGAGCACGGGGGGCGUGAUGCCGGAGGGUCCAACAUCGUCCGCGCCAUCAGGCGACAAGGCGCUGCGUCGACAGCGCUUGUGUUCGGCAAAACAUACGUUGUCUACGUCGCUCACCGCCUCCUGAGGAUGACGCCCACGUUGUUGCUGGUCAUCAUGUACUGCGCCGGGCCUUCACUUUAUUUCAUUGACGGGCCGUUCCGUAGAGGUUAUCACGAUCUUUACCUUAAGAACUGCCGGCAGAACUGGUGGGUUGACCUGACGUUCGCAUCCAACUACCUGUACAAACAUCCUUCGUGCAUUGGCUCAAGCUGGUACAUCGGCACCGACUUCCAACUGCACCUCAUCGCCCCCUUCAUCCUGCUGCCAAUGAAGCUCGUCGAGUGCAAGUUGCUGUACGCGGUUGUGGUGGUCGUCGUGUUUUCUCUACUGAAGGGAACUUUGGUCGUCGCCAACGACCUUAUCCUGGCGCCGUUGAUGGGCACCACCACGCCCGAGAUCCAGGCGUACGACACGCAUGUGUACUACCCUCCGUACACCCGGGCAGCACCCUUCUUUGUAGGCUCCUUGAUUGCCGUCUUGAUGAUGCAGUUUGAUGCCGCGAACAAGGCAGGGACUCUCGAGCAGCUGCGGUGGCUGCAGCUGUUGAAGAGAAAGGUGAUGCGGGCGACGGGGUGGUUGGUGUUCGCAGUAACGGUGGCGGCGGUGGUGUUUGGUCUCUCAGGCAAGAACUACUCGCACCUCUUCGGCACGUUGCCCCCCUUUGGCGGCGCAGAGUCAUUCUUCUACGCGAGCUUCGCGACGCCAGCGUGGGCGAUGUGCGUAGGCUGGCUGGUGCUCACCAGUUACUGUGGAUGUGGAGGGGGCGUGGGCACCCUGCUGGCCCAGUACGUAUGGGUCCACGAGCCCUGUUGUCCCGUCACAGCUCCUGAGCUACGCCGGCAUCACGGUGCUGAUCUUCCUGGCCGCGAUCCUGGUCAGCUUGGUGGCAGAGUCGCCAUACUUUGCUUUGUUGAAACUGACGCUCCCAGCACGACCGUAGUGCUGCUAGAGGUGCUAAUGCUGCUAGAGGUGCUGGUGCUGCUAGAGAGUGACCAUGCCCCAAAUCCGUGA